This is a messenger RNA of Ogataea philodendri, 2448 nucleotides long. RefSeq lists its product as uncharacterized. Gene Ontology annotation, cellular component: cytoplasm. Gene Ontology annotation, biological process: intracellular signal transduction; protein phosphorylation; regulation of MAPK cascade. Lineage: Eukaryota; Fungi; Ascomycota; Pichiomycetes; Pichiales; Pichiaceae. The transcript has a single exon. Gene Ontology annotation, molecular function: ATP binding; protein serine/threonine kinase activity. The record is from RefSeq and is a predicted model, not a curated record. The coding region runs from base 1 to 2448 and encodes 815 amino acids.
AUGUCGAGAAUGACCACCGAGGCCAUGGGAAGAAACGCGUUCACAGAUAUCGCCCACGCUCCGCAACCUCCCCAGUUACUCCAGUCUUCUAAUGCUUCGUUACACAGCAAGAAUUCAAGUGCAUCUUCUGGAGCGAGCUCGGCCUCCAACGCAAAUAACUCCAGCGACCUUACUGCAAACAGACUGCGUAUCCAUGCCACCAUCUAUAGAAAAAGUGGUUGGGUCCAAGUGAAAGAAGAUGGUCUGAUCUCGUUCAGGUGGCCAAAGAAAUUUUUGGUGCUCAGCGAGUCGAGUCUUGAGUUCUACAAAAAUGAUGAAAAGACAGAACUAUCCAUGCGCAUUCCUUUACUUCAUAUCUCUGGAUGUUUCAAGAACCAGAUCAAGACAUUUUGUUUUGAAAUCACACAUCGGUCAAAAUCCACUUUCGUGUCAGUGAAAACAGAAAAGGAGUUGAAUAUGUGGAUUGACUGUAUUCUGGCCAAAUGUCCCAAAGAAGGGUUCUCUAAACCAAUUACAGUCACACAUGAGACCCAUGUUGGCUUUGAUCCUUCCAGUGGUCAGUUGACUGGUGUGCCCGCUAAAUGGAUGGCACUCCUCAAAGGUUCGAAUAUCACAUCUGAAGACGUUGCUGCCGAUCCGACCGCUGUCAUUGACGUUCUGAACACGUAUUCCGAGCUAGUCAGCCCUGAUCCUGGUCAAUCAGACAAGGGUUCCUCGGCAUUCAGUUCGUCGCCAUUCUCAAAUCCCAGUAUGUCUGCUUCUUCACGGCUGAUUAACGAUAUUACCAAACCAUAUUCCUCCGCAAAUGACGACAAGUAUUUGUUACCAAGAAGAGUGCCCCCUCCUCCUCCUUCGUCCUCGAGUGCAGGACCAGCGGCGUCUGGAAACGCCGCAAACACGAAGUUCGUUCCAUUAAGAAAAGCUCCGGAAGCUCCUGUGGCAAAGGUCGCACCACAGCCAAAACGCAACUCUCCACCAAAGCCGGUUGGACAGGUUCCACCAACUCCACCAACUUUCAAGAGUAAUGUCAAAAAUGCUCAUCAGCCAGCGGCUUCAGACGUGACUCCGCCAAAGAGAAUCAAUCCAAAUCUUAAACUUAACACCAAUGUUACCACUCCAGGUCAAACUGCUUACUCCACUCCAUCCUAUAAACAGCCUUCCCCUGUGAACCAUUCGCCAUUGUCUUACAAGCAUCCAUCUCCCGUGAACUACUCGCCUGCUCAACCAUACUCGCAUUCAUCGCCGCAUUCGGCCCAUCAAGUUUCGCCAGGUUCGGAGAACCAAGUUGCUGUUUCAAAGCCUUCUCCGUAUGAUAGACAAUACACAUCUCCUUAUGGUUCACAACCAGGACACUAUCGCCCCCAACAAAGGCCUGUGCAACCUCAUCAUCAACCAGUCACUCCAAAGAACAAAAUGGCGAUUGCUGCGGCCUCUACUGCGGCCAAAGAGAGUCCUUACGAACAUCCUUCAUUGGCAAAGAAGAAGCUCGCCAAUGGUUCUCCGGGACAAAAGGCUGGUGGAAGAGACAGACGUAUUUCUACAUUGUCUGAAGCGCAGGUGAUGGCCAAGCUCAGAAGUGUUGUUACCAACACAAACCCUGCACCUUACUUCCAAGUGAUUGAGAAAGCAGGACAAGGCGCAAGUGGUUCCGUUUAUCUUGCUCGUUCAUUAAAGAUGAGAAAUAGGCAAGUUGCCAUCAAACAGAUUGAUCUCAAUAAGCAGGGUAGAAAGGAGUUGAUUGUGAAUGAGAUCUUGGUGAUGAAAGACUCUCACCACGAAAACAUUGUCAAUUUCAUUGAGGCCUAUUUGAAUGGAUCUGCAGACUUGUGGGUUAUCAUGGAAUACAUGGAAGGAGGAUGUUUGACAGAUGUUAUCGACAACAAUCCUGAUAUCACUGAAGAACAGAUUUCAUCGAUAUGUUACGAGACCACGAAGGGUCUUCAGUUUUUGCAUAAAAAGAACCUGAUUCACCGUGAUAUCAAGUCGGAUAAUGUGUUGCUUGACGCGCAAGGAAAUGUUAAGAUUACAGAUUUCGGAUUCUGUGCUAAAUUGACUUCUGAGAAGUCAAAGCGUGCAACUAUGGUUGGAACUGCAUACUGGAUGGCACCUGAAGUUGUGAGACAGAAAGAAUAUAACGAGAAGGUUGACGUCUGGUCGUUAGGUAUAAUGGCAUUUGAGAUGGUUGAGGGUGAACCACCAUAUUUCAACGAGGAGCCGUUGAAAGCACUCUAUUUGAUUGUUUCUAAUGGUACCCCUACCUUGAAGAAUCCAGAUGACCUGUCGAGCGAGUUUAUGGACUUUUUGAGUGUUUGUCUUUGUGUUGAGGUUAAAUACCGUGCAACCACUGACGAGUUGCUUCAACACAGAUUUUUCAACAAGGCAUGUUCUACAUUCGAGUUGUCCAAACUUUUGCAGUUCAAGUACGAUUCCAGUUCUAUAAAACACUAA